GAUUUCUGGGAAAAGGAUCUCGGGAAUUUUGGCCAGAAACUAAAAUGAGAGUCCAGCUCUGAGAAGUUGGGGGUGGUGUGUAUGGGGUCAGGGCUGUGAUUGGACUGCACAGUUCUCUAGGGAGGAGGAAAGCAAAAGUAAAAAGAAAAGAGCAGGGGAGAGGGGAGAAAUCCUCCCGGCCCCCUCCCCACCCCAUGCACACUCACCCAUGCCUGAAGAGGGGGCAGCCACUAUCUGCAGAGGGUCCCCAUGUGUCAAAGGUGAUGGCAGCAGAUGCUGGACCCAGGGAACCCUCUACCCCGAGUUGGCCUGCAAGGCCUCCGGGGACGGACUUGCCAACAGCUGGACUUGAUCACCAGUUUGCAAAGUGAGAUCACGCAUCAGAGGGAGUAACCAGCAGAGUUUGCUGUCCGCCUGUUUUUGGAGGAUUUUCUUAGCAGCGGCUAAAAAGCAGGAGACCACCACCGGGACCCUUGAGUCUCCUUCGGGAAGCAGCAGCAGGGAUUCCCACCCUGGGUGGUUUGCAGGAUGAUGCUGGCUCUUAGGCGAGCUUGCAUUUUCAGGGCUGUGGUCUUCAUGGCCUUCCUGCCCCCGCCGCCACGCGCCCAGGACCCGGCCAUGGUGCACUAUAUCUAUCAGCGCUUUCAAGUCUUAGAGCAAGGACUGCAGAAAUGUACCCAAGCAACAAGAGCGUACAUUCAAGAUUUCCAAGAGUUCUCGAAAAACAUAUCCGUUAUGUUGGGACGAUGUCACACCUACACAAGUGAGUACAAGAGUGCAGUACACAACCUGGCGCUGAGAGUGGAGCGCGCCCAGCGGGAGCUCGACUACCUGGAGUACCUGCGGGAGGCCGACGUGUGUGCAGAGUCAGAGGACAAGGCGCUGGCAGAGAAGCUGGUCCAAGAAGCCGAGGAAGAGCAGAGGGUCCGGACGCUACUAAACGCAAGCUGUGACAAUAUGCUGAUGGGCAUAAAGUCUCUGAAAAUAGUGAAGAAGACGAUGGACACAGAUGGCUCUUGGAUGAAAGAUGCUGUCAGUGACUCUCCAAAGGUUUAUGUCUUCAUUGGGUCCAGAAACAACACUGUCUGGGAAUUUGCCAAUAUACGGGCCUUCAUGGAAGAUAGCACCAAGCCAGCCCCCCGGAAGCUGAUUCUAACACAUUCCUGGCAGGGAACAGGCCAAGUGAUCUACAAAGGUUUCCUAUUUUUUCACAGCCAAGGGACUCCCAAUGAGAUCAUCAAAUAUAAUCUGCAAAAGAGGAUUGUAGAAGACCGGAUGCUUCUCUUUGGAGGAGCAGGCAGAGCCCUGGCCUACCAGCACUCCCCUUCGACUUACAUUGACCUGGCUGUGGAUGAGCACGGGCUCUGGGCCAUCCACUCAGGGCCAGGCAUCCGCAGCCAUUUGGUUCUCACGAAAAUUGAGCCUGACACUCUGGGAGUAGAACACUCAUGGGACACUCCAUGCAGAAGCCAGGACGCUGAAGCCUCGUUCCUCUUGUGUGGGGUCCUCUACGUGGUCUACAGUUCUGGAGGCCAUGGCCCACAUCGCAUCACCUGUGUCUAUGAUCCUCUUGGCACCAUCAUUGAAGAGAAUCUGCCCAACUUGUUCUUUCCCAGGCGGCCGAGAAGUCACUCCAUGAUCCAUUACAACCCCAGAGAUAAGCAGCUCUAUGCCUGGAAUGAUGGAAAUCAGAUCAUUUACAAACUCCAGACCAGGAGAAAGCAGCCUCUCCAGUGAUACAUUACAGUGGGGAGGGAGAUGGCCAGGGAUGCUGUGCUCCAGGAUGGGGGCCAGGGCCCCUCUGCAAUAUACUGUAGUAUUAAUAUAUUAAUAGCAUCCCACUAAUGACACACAGGGAGAUGAGGGGCUGCAAGUGGGGAUGCACACACAUCCUUUUCUAGAUGGUACUGCCUUUGGUAUCUUCUAAGAGCUUAGAUGACAGUCUGUCAUUCAGGAAUUUUCAGGAACUUCCAUUACCCAUCCCAAUGCCUUGGUGCUCAAGGCCUUCCACAUCCUGAUCCAGCUUACUUCCAACCUUUUCUUUUUAGUAAAGUAUUGUAGCAUGUACUUUAAUAACUCUCCCCACUCUCACCUUCUCAGCCAUUAGAAACGCAGGCCACACCCUCAUACUCCUGGCUUUUCUCCCCUCUGGCCUUUGCCCAGGCUCUUUCCUCUUUUAUAGUUGCCUGUUGCUAUUCUUCUAUUAUUCACUGCCCAACUGAAGUACUAUUUUUUGGAUUAAUUUUUAUUCGAGUAUACUUGCUUUCAAUGUUGUGUUAGUUUCUACUGUACGGCAAAAUGAAUCAGCCCUGCAUACACACGUAUCCCCUCCCUUUUGGGCUUCCUUCCCAUUCAGGUCACCGCAGAGCAUUAAGCAGAAUUCCCUGUACUGCUACACAGUAGGUUCUCAUUAGUUAUCUAUUCUAUACAUAGUAUCAAUAGUGUAAAGUAAUAUUUCUAGUUGAUGUUUGAUUUUGAUUUCCCCUGGUACUGUCCCUACACCAAGCAAGGCGGUCGUAAUAAGAAAGUGAAAACAUUCCUAUUUGCAUACCACUUUCCAGUUAUAAAGUGUCUGCGCCUGUGUUAGAACUCCUCUCACCCUUAUGAGAUAAAUGGGACAAGCCUUUAUAGACAGAGGGUUUCGGUGAGUCAUUCAAAGUACCAAAGCUCCAAAAGGAAAGAGCUAGAAAAUACCGCAAAGCCCAUAAUCUUGUCAUUGUCCAAGAAAGCAUCAAAUAUAUGUUUGUUCACCCAACCUUUUCUCAGAAAUUUGUUAAUCAUUUCAGCCUAAAAAUAAUAGCCUGCCCCUUUAGCUAGUUUCAUGCCUGCACAAGACCCUCCUUUAGGCCUUUGAAAAGCUACUUCCUCCAGAAAACCAGCCUAAGGCUGAGGACCCUUCUGUAGACUCAUCUUGCCUUACCUUUCCCUGCUUCUUUCUUCUUGCCUGAAACACAAUAAAAGUAACACUAAGCAAAUAAACCUCAUCAGGUUGUAUUUGCCUACAUGCCCUCAGCAUAAAAGUUUCAGGGAGUGCUGCCUGUGCUGGAUGUACUGUGAACAAUCCCCAACUCACUGAGGCCUUCAGGAAGUAUUCUGGAAUCUGGAUGGAUGCCAGAUAGCAGGCGACGGACUCCCUGCCACAGCAGGCGUGCCACGUGGCACAGGGGACAGAGACCACCUGGGCCUGUCUGGAGGGGCUUCUUCAAACUCUUUCCCACACAUUUGUUCACUGCAGGCUGGUUCGGGUCACAAGUGCAGGCUGUGGUGCCAGUCUGUGUCAUGUGCUGGGGCCUCUGUCUUCCCAGGUUGGUCACAUGAGAGGGUUUGCUCUGUGUGUUUGCAGCUGUUUUUGAACUCUGCCAAGCCCAGGCUGGGACCAUAGGCAGUGAAGAGAGGGGUGGUUGUUUUUUUCUUUUUCUUUCCCAUAGCAUUUGAGUAGCUGUUUGGCAGAAUGGAAUUGCUAACCCCAUGGACAUAGCACAGUUACCCACAGUUCUAACAGAGUGAUACAGAGAGCUGAAAUCCAUUGUGGAAUGAGGCAGGUAUGAAUAAAUAAAUGUGGUGAUAUUACCC
Capra hircus (goat) is the source of this 3573-nucleotide messenger RNA. It is a transcript of the gene OLFML1, whose product is annotated as olfactomedin like 1. The transcript is spliced from 3 exons. The coding region runs from base 529 to 1737 and encodes 402 amino acids. Gene Ontology annotation, biological process: signal transduction. Lineage: Eukaryota; Metazoa; Chordata; Mammalia; Artiodactyla; Bovidae. The record is from RefSeq and is a predicted model, not a curated record.